AUGCAAAUACACUUGCAUUUUGAAGCUCAAAUAUCUACUUUAGGAUUGGUAUCUGAUUUUACAUUUAGAUUAAGAAAUGAUUUGAUGUCAAAUAUAACUAGCAGUAAACCUGAUAUACCUACUCAAUUAACAAUUGAUUUAUUUUUCAUUAAUC
Molecule: messenger RNA, 154 nt
Organism: Entrophospora sp. SA101
Lineage: Eukaryota; Fungi; Glomeromycota; Glomeromycetes; Entrophosporales; Entrophosporaceae
Source: the annotation of a GenBank genome assembly